ACAAGGUCUGUUUUCUGUAACUGAACUAGUGUACACUUUUGGAACUUGAAGUGAGAUAGGUAUACGUUUUUAUUUGUUGAAAAUGAAGAGAAUGCUUGUGCAGUCUAGUGCAGUAACAGAAAACAAAUGUAUAAGUUAGUUUGUGCGUAAAGAGCAGUGAAAUAGUUCUCGUUUGUAUUACGAACUAUUUCUAAGCACACAGUAAUUAUUUAAAAAGAAAAGUGCGUGUCAUUCACGAACAUAGAACUUUAUGAUAUAUCAUGCAUAUUAAGAAACUUUGUAUGAUAAUGUGGCAAAUGGCUCUUGAACAACAAAGUUUUGAUUUGCAAUUGAUUUCUAAAUAAAUGAAUAAUGAUACUAAAUGUAUCAUAGGAGAGAAAACAUAAAACAAUGCUGUCAGGACAGUUUGUUCGUAAUAUAUAUAUUCAGUCGCAUGUAACACGAUAUUUUACUCAUAGCAGUAUUUUAAGAGAAAUUAAAGUAGAUAAAAUUCCUGCACAAAAAAGCAAUGAAUCUAUAAAGGAUAAUGUUUUGGGUCCACUCAAACAUCUGACAACUAAUUUUGACAAGAUAGUACUUGUUUGGGUAAAACGAUAUCCAAGCAUUGCAGAUGUUCCUAAGUUUGUUACAAUUGACUGUAUGCACAAUGCGAGAACUAAAGCACGAAUCAAGACAUGUAAUUAUAUGAUGAUUUUUGGCACAAUCUGUUGCCUAAGCGCUGUAUUCCUUGGAAAAGAACAAGCUAAAAAAGGAGAAACUUUGUUUAAACAAAGAGAAAAGUGGCUCGAAGAAUACAACGCAGAAGAUAAAAAGAAAUAGAUUAUAAAUAUUAGGAAAAUGUAGAAAUCUUUAGAAUUUAAUCUUUAGAACAAAUUUUCUGGAAAGCACAGAUGGAUAUUAUAAAUUUCGAUUAGUU
Messenger RNA from Atta colombica, 916 nucleotides. Its product is annotated as UPF0389 protein CG9231. The record is from RefSeq and is a predicted model, not a curated record. Bases 391 to 819 code for a protein of 142 amino acids. Lineage: Eukaryota; Metazoa; Arthropoda; Insecta; Hymenoptera; Formicidae. The transcript has 4 exons.